Messenger RNA from Cynara cardunculus var. scolymus (artichoke), 2765 nucleotides. RefSeq names its product 7-methylguanosine phosphate-specific 5'-nucleotidase A. The coding region runs from base 1529 to 2467 and encodes 312 amino acids. Gene Ontology annotation, molecular function: magnesium ion binding; 5'-nucleotidase activity. The transcript is spliced from 10 exons. The record is from RefSeq and is a predicted model, not a curated record. Gene Ontology annotation, cellular component: cytoplasm. NCBI's taxonomy places the organism in Eukaryota, Viridiplantae, Streptophyta, Magnoliopsida, Asterales, Asteraceae.
AGCAACACACACACACACACAUAUAUUAAAAGACAGAAAAACUAACAACGACAUUUGAAUGGGUUGAUAAAAUGCCCUAAACAAAUAUAAAUUGGGCCAUGUUAAAAAAUCUGAUAUUUGAUAUGCCAAGGAACGAUCUUGAUCGAAAUUUAGCUAUUUGGAUAAUCGGGAUUUCUUACAUCUAUGUCUACUACUAGGAGCAAUAAACGGCAAUGAAGCACAUGACUGUGUUUGUCGAGAACCACUACCCACCACAACCACAUAAGGCAAAAUGGAAAUCAUCGAUCUGGAUUAAUGGAUGAACCCAAAAUCAAAAAUCGAGGAUCGAGCAACAAGCUCAUCAGAUUUGCACAAGAUUUUUGGAUCGUUGAUUCUGGGUUUGGCACCGAUUCUUGAUUCAUAUUUGCACAAGAUUUCUUCUUGUUUGAAGAUUUUGAACUUCCAUUGAACAAGAAUAGAACCAACAGUUUUGAACGAGAAUUUGUUUGGGUUUCUACUUUCGGUUUUUGGUUUCUUCACGGAUAGAUCUAAGCAUAUUCAAAGAUCAGUUUGGUUUGGGUUUGUUACAUGAUCGAUCUUGGACAUCUUCAUGAUUUCAAGAUCUUUUUUCCUAUUCAGAUUAUUUGAUUUGAAUUAGGUUUUUGAUUCAGAUGAGUUUUAUGUAACAAUUUCUUUAAUAAAACUGUAUAUUUGUAAAGUUGAUGUUCGUGAAGUGAGAAACGUAAGAAGAGAUUUGAACUCUUAAUCACCUUUUAAUUUUAAACUCAUCUAUAAAUCAUGCUUGAUACGGAGAUUGAUUAUUGACAUCUUGAUGCAUCUCAUCCCAAUGUGCAUUUAAAAUUAGACAUCCUUUCUUAUGCUUCUCACCUUAAUUCUCCUUACCAGAACCCAACCUUAUAUAUAUUAUAUUAAGUAACAUAUAUUAUAGAAAUAUACACACGUAAAAGGUGAUAUAUAUUACUCAAAAAUAAAUUUGAUAUAACAUUAUUCAUUUACAUUAAAUUUUAUACCAACCGGAUAAAAUAAAAAUUAAUAUACCUGGAGUCUUACAUUUUACUUUAAGAUUACAAUUUUUUUAUUAUCUCAUCAAAUUUCAUACCAAUUUCUGUUAGAAAUUGGGGACCGGUGAUGAUUCGUGGACUUGGUAAUCUCGUUGGAUCGUGAAAGUUCACUUACCAAAUACUACAAUUCGUCCCUUAAUGACUUGGGUAUCACGAAUUUCGUAUCGGGAUAACUCAAGAGAAACUCUCCUCUCAAAGGCUGUAAGAUCGAGUCCUUGUAUAUACCUAGAUUCUCCGUUACAUAUUUAUAUGAGAAAUCGAGACGGUUAAAGCAUAAUUGAAUGACAAUUUUAACCUUUAACAGACAACGUUUGGAGCAGUUAUAUAUGUAUUAGAAUCAGAAGCAACGUCAUGAACUCUGGUUCCUCAGUCCAAAGCUCUGACUACUCUAUCUCUGAAAUUCGGCGUAACUCUUUUGGCCCCCGUCUGAUGACGAUCUAAGGGUUCGGGGUUUUAGUCGAACAAGUAUGAAUCAAGCUGAAAUCGGAGCGAUGGUUAAUGGGUCCAAAUGUUGUUCUUCCAAGGUCGUCAUCAAUGAUCCCAAGUUGCUUCACCAUAAAAAAACCUCUAUUCGCCUCGCCGGUCCCUCCAAAUUCCAGGUUAUUGCAGAUUUUGAUAAUACAUUGACAAAAUUUUGGGUUGAUGGAUGUCGAGGACAGUCCAGUCACGGCCUCCUGCAACAAGAGAAUCCUGAAUACAACGCCAAGAGAGAUGAAUUAUUCAACUACUAUCAUCCUAUAGAAUAUGACCCACAAAUUCCAAUUGAUGAAAAAACUAAGCUUAUGGAAGAGUGGUGGGGUAAGAGCCACGGUCUCCUUAUUGAGGGAGGUCUUACAUAUGAUGCAAUAAGAAGCUCUGUAGCUGGUGCUGUGAUUGCUUUCAGAGAAGGCGUGGUUGAGCUUUUUGAGUUUUUAGAGGAGAGAGAUAUCCCGGUUCUUAUAUUUUCAGCAGGUCUAGCAGAUAUCAUCGAGGAGGUUCUUCGUCAGAAACUCCAUAGAACUUUCAAAAAUGUUAAGAUCGUAUCAAACCGGAUGAAAUUUGACCAAAAUGGUAACCUAGUAUCUUUUACAGGGAAGUUGAUUCAUAGCUUAAAUAAGAAUGAACAUGCUCUUGAUAUGGCUGCAUCCUUGCAUGAUCACUUGGGUGAAGUUGAUGACCAAAUAAUCGACAGUGCCUCUGUGAAAAAAAGAACCAAUGUGCUACUUCUUGGUGAUCACAUGGGAGACCUGAGAAUGUCCGAUGGUCUGAAUUAUGAAACCCGCAUUUCUGUGGGAUUUUUGAAUCACAACAUUGAGAACUCUCUUGAUAGCUACCGGGAAGGCUUUGACAUUGUGUAUCUAGAUGAUGCACCGAUGUCAGGGGUGGUGAAGCUUGUCUCGGAGCUCUUUUCUCCUGCAACUGAUUAAACUCAUGGAAGUAGAGAUGUGAUUGGAUGAGGCAUGGUGUCGAUUUUUCGGGGGUUUUGAUUAUUUUCUCAUUCUUUCUUUUGACCUUUUGCAUCUAUAAUAAAUGUUUCUAGGUAGCAAUCCUUUGGGGCCCCUGAUGGGUUUUAGAGUGAUAGUAAACUGCUAGUGUUGAUUUAUGAAGCACAUUUAAGGUUAAUUGAUAUUAGGGACCCCAUUAUAUAUUUUUGAGAGAAGGAAUACCUUCCAACCAUUGUAAAUAGACAGUUUAAUACUUCUAUGAAAUGAUAUUAUUUCUAGA